AUGCAGGUGACUUGUCAGUGUAACGAUCCAUUGCUCUCCUUGGGUCGUGUUACCUGGCUUGGCAUUAUCGAACCAUUGGCCGAGGCAACUCUGUCAGUGACUUUUCGUACGCAGCAGAGAGGUCGGUUAGAGAGAACGUUAAAAAUUUCAAUUUGUGAUGUCGAAACUGCGGAAUUGGUAGUUCCAGUUACUUGCGUUGGUGAGGGACCGGUUCUGCAUGUGGAGCCCACUAGUGUUAACUGGGGCACAAUACCAGUACUACAGACGACGACAAGAUGCAUCCGUUUAACCAAUGAAUCGGCUAUUGAUGCCACGUUUACUGUGAAAACGCUCACUAAAGAUAGCAUCUUUUGGGCACAGCCAGCUGAAGGUACGGUGCCGCCCCUGAGCCACUUUGAUUUGGCCAUCUGCGCCCGACCGGAUGAUGUCAUCGUGUUCAAGGAUCACAUGGAGCUGAUUGUGCAGGACGCCGCGACCACUCGGAACAUUACGCUGAAUGCAACUGGUCACGGUAAUACCAUCGUGUCUGAACCACCAAUGACAGACACUCUGGACUUGGGCACGCACUUUACCACGGCACCCAUGCAACAAGUCUUCCGGUUGCGUAACAUGGGACGUCGUUCGCAGCAGCUUAUCUGGUCUGUGGAGGGACAGACGGUUCGCGUGGUGCCUCAUUCUGAAUCAAGGCUUGAGUCAGAACUCGAAACCCAAUGGUCGAUCACGCCAUAUCGAUUUGAAAUCAAUCGAGCGGAAAGUGCGGAAAUUGUACUGCAAGUCAUCGCUUUAAAACCUCAUCUGGCCACGAAGCGUAUCUACUGUCACACAAUCAUCGGCCGCAAAGGUGCCAAAACUCUGAUCAGCACAAUCGACGUUUCUGUGAACUUCAUCAAUCCACAGAUUUGGUUCUCUCAUGAGGAAUUGUCCUAUCGUAUAUUGAAAAACCCCCUUGACAAGUUGGAGCCUCAAACAAGACAAGUUACCUUGAGAAAUUGUUCCGCUUUGGGUGUCACCUGUCUGAUAGAAGCACCUCAUCCAUUUUACUUGGUCCAAGAUGGAAAUCCUUGUCCCAAGCUGCAAAUAACUUUACUCGCUGAAGAAUCCAUCUGUUGCAACGUCAUGUUCGAUCCCACUUACGAUGACAGUCUAUAUAGUCGGCAAAUUGAAGGAACUCUAUGCAUCAAAUACUUGGAGCACCCUCAAACGGACAAAAUCCGGCUCUUCGGUGAAGUCUAUUUUCCCAAUGUAGCCUUCGAAUCUGAUGAGAUCCGGUUCGGUUACAUCCUCAAUCAGACGGAGAUCACGCGACCUAUGCUCAUGACCAACACAAGUCCUCUACCGGUUCGAUAUCGAUGGAAAUUUUUGGUUGGGGAUAGAGUAAACAUAGUAUUUCGCCGUCAGACUGAGUUACCAGCGUCGCCAACUGUGAUAGCAAGUGAGCGCGAUGCUAGAUGCACAACAGAAAUCGAUGAGAUGGAGCUUUUACCAGAAGUUAUCAACCGUCAACACUUUACUGAUGCGCCGGAUGAGUUGACAACAAAUGGGGAGACAAGCGAUCCUCCUGCAGUCGAAUGCGCGAUCCCACCGACCAAGGCAGAUUUGAAGGAAGCGGAACUAAGUCAACCCGGAGAGCUAACAAAAAGUGAUCCAGUUGAAGAUACUGAGUGUAGGGUCAGCUACAGUGACGCACAGUCUAUGCCACCUAAAGAUGAAGAGCCAUUUGACCAGGGGACACGAUCAGAUCCGUUGAAAAACGAUGCACUGGAUAAUCUGCUUGAGCAGGAAAAUGAUGUAAUUCCUCUGGGUAUCGAAGAGAUCUUCGACAUAAAUCCACUGUUUGGAGAAUUAGCACCCGGAGCAAGCCAGUUGGUAAACGUGGUCUUCUACGGUCACGCGGACAUUGAGGCCACUGUGACGGCUGUGUGUGAGGUGGACGGAGGCCCCGCUUACUCGAUGGCAAUUAGUGGGGCUGCUUCCAUUGUGGAUUACUACUUGGACCGUACUGAGCUCGAGCUUGCUGUAGGCCGCUAUGACCGCACGGCUGUUGGAGAAAUAGCUUUAGCAAACACUGGCCUCGUAGGAUUUGAGUUUCAUGUCACACCGGACAACAGCCUUGAUGAAUCUGAAGUCAGCUACAACAAUAAUGAAACUGAAUACCCGCUUCCGGGAUUACUCACCACGGAACCAAGCAUGGGUUAUUUGGGAGCCGAUGAGGUGUGCACAAUACGCAUUUCGUAUUUGGCUCGGAAACCCGAGCGCUUCGAGAGGCGCAUUCAAGUUCAAGUUGCGCAAUUCGCCCCCAAAACUGUGCUGAUAAGAGGCCAAGCAGACUUUCCGCGUUUGAGUCUGGAUCUGCCCAGGAGGCGACACGCUCAGCAGGCAGAGGGCAAUGACGAGAAUCUGACGUCUACUGGGGCCAACACAGUUCCAAUGGAAGUAUCAGUUUACGAAAACACGAUGAGCAGUCUGCUGCAAGAAUUGCGUGCGAAGAUUGUACAAGUACUGCAGCAGACUGAGACAGAACAAGGCUCCUUUAGUUAUUGUUGUUGCCAUGUCGUGCGCAAGCACUCAGUCCACAACGGGUGUAAUAGAGCCUUACGUUCGGACCUGGACCCAAUAUUUGCCCACGAAGGCAACUGCACCGUUUCGAAAGCCUUACAUUCUGUGCUCACCCAGUUAUCUGUGUCCACUUGUGAUGUUCAAGAGGCGACAUUAGCGAUUAUCCCAGACAUCACGCUUCAAAUGGAGGCCGAACGCGUGCACGUCUGCGAAGUCUUAAAACGGCGAGCAAUGCGACACUUGGAGACAGCAGAGCUUCACUCCAUUUCGCAGUGCCAUACGAACACUCAUGUGCAUGAUGAUGGAGCCGGAGGACAGGAAGUAAAGAACAGGUCCAUUUUGGGGAACAAAAUCCAUUUGCCCAGCUACGUCAUGGAUUUUGGAGUGGUCAUAUUUGGCUCAGUGGUUCGUCAAUGCGUGCGAGCAGCAAAUCUCGGACACGAACCAAUUAGUUGCCGAUUCGAACCAAGUACUGUUCUGGCCGCGUCGAAGCUAGGUGUCACACCGAGUAUUAGCGCAGUCCGACAGAUGCCAGUGACUUCAGAAUCAGAGUGGAUAGAAUGGGAGAUCGUUUUCGAUCCCAAAGGAGCGAAUCUGUCUCCUGGUCCGGUGGAAACGGAGUUGUUGAUAAACGUUGCCAAUGGUCCAAUCGUUCCCAUUUUGGUACGUGCUGAAGUGGUUGUUCCCAAACUGCUAGCCAAUGUGGAAUGCUUGGAAUUCGCAGAUGUACAACGAGGAGAGGCUCUGCUAAUGCCCAUUAGAUUGGAAAAUCCAUGUCCGAUCCGUGUUCACUGGAUGCAGGAACAGAAGUGGCCUAUACCUUUAACCAACCCGACCGAGCGGUCAGAUAGGGGAAAAUUUGGGUGGCAAUCGAAGCGAAGGCGGGCCGCAUCCCAAAUGCCACGCAUCUUUGAAGUAAUUCCCAGCGAAGGGAGUUUGAAAGAAGGUGAAAAAGUGAUUAUACAGGUGAAGUUCACACCACUAGAACAGCGUCGAUAUGAAGAAUGGAUCACUGUGUUUUUGGAGAACUCUUCGGAAACAGUGCGUAUCAAAUGCUGUGGUCAUGGUCUGGAUCCGCAGUUGCAAUUCGACCAGACAUUGAUUCAGUUCGAUCCCUGUCUGCCAUUCGUAAAUUCAGAGGAAAGGAACAUAGUGGUCAAGAACCGUUGUGACUUCCCUAUUGAAUUCUACGCUGUGGAGUUGGAUUUGCAGUCGUACCAGGAGGACAAAAUGCUUCGCAUUCUUGAUGGAUACGAUGAAUUUGGACUGAUGCUUCUGCCACCGCGCAAACCGGGAGAAGGUUUGCCUCCUGAAAUCGUGGCGCACUACGAAGAGGCAGUGAAGUCGGGAAGGUGCACGAGCUCCGAGGAUUCUAGAUCCGCACAACGCGAAUCUUCGCAAAACUCACCGGUCACUGAUAUCACCAAGCAGCAGCUCGAUCCUGUGGAUUUGUUGCAUCAGUUUGAUAAAAGCAAGGUAAGCACAUCAGGUGAGCUUCUGGCACUGAUUCUGAGCAAGCGUGCACUGCGCAAGAGUCCAGUAGAGGAAUCCGCAGCCGUGUCAGAGGAAGUCGAAUUGACGCCAGUCUCAAUGUCAAUUGCUCGACAUUUGGGAGUGUCUUUGACACCAGACGAGCAACUGGCAAGCGGCCCGCGCGGUGUUGCCCUGGUCGUUGACGCUGCAUUGACAGCCCUUAGAAAACCCGUUGUCGAAAGAUUAUGCGCCAAGUAUCAUGGCGUCGCGCUGAGCAUUGAUCAAAUCAUCUUGGAUGCUCUGGCCACCGGCUUAACAGGCGCUGCAGAUCGGGCCCGCCAAUGCUGCCUGGAGUCUGGUAGGGAGAUGCUGCAAAAGUUGCGAAGGGCUGAAGUAGAUGGCGCGCAACCAGAUGUUACUUACAUCGAAGCAAAUACCUCCGAACAAUACUUACUGGCUAAGAAAAUUGCAACCGCUUCUAGAGGUGAAAAAGGCGUUACUUCAGAAGAUGUGCUCAAGCCCCUCCCAACGCUCCACAAGCAAAUUGUCACCCAGGGGCAACCUGGACAGCCAGCCACACCACACCUAAGACAGCCUCCACCUACACCAAGAAAAUUGUCAUCGCAAGGGGAGCAGCCAGUCGAAGGGCGUCCCUGUAGCCCAUCGAUUACGGGCUAUCGUGUUCCACGACGCAUCAGUAUAACAGGAUUUGCGCCAAGCGGAGCGCCUGUAGUCAGUAUUGAUCCACCCAUAACCAAGGAGCCCGGGGCUAAUGAGCCGACUUUGGUGGAAGGGAAAGCUCAGACCGAACUCUCGGAAGAUGUUAUGUACUCCACCAUUUUACCCGAUGAUCUCGUCAUCAGUCUGGUGCAAGAGCGUAUUUCAUCCGCUGACUGCCUCAAGGGUGUUGUGUUUGACGGGUUGGAAUCACAGUUUGUGGAGAACCGACUCAAGUCUGCCCAGAUUAUGUUGAAGGCAUUGCGUGAUCGUCAUUUUAUCUACUUUGUCUCGAUAAUGGCUGACUACAUGACAUUCAAGGCUGUGGAAGAACAGAUAGCAUCCGCAGCUGUGGCCUCCGAGUUGGCUCACCAAAAGCUACUGCAACAGAAAGUGGAGACGCUAUCUGAGAGCGAAUACAAUCACCUGCCAGAAAAUGAACGUGAGGAGCUCGAUGAAUUUAUGCUCCGUGGCCGGCGUCAGAAACGUCGAGAAGAACUGGAAGCUCAACGAUUGCGAGAGGAGCGUCAGAGAGAAGAGCAGUUGGCAAAGGCUCGGCGCAUCGAAUACGAAAGAACUCAUCGAAAGAAGGGACGGAGAGUAGAUGACAAAGCGGGUCGUCCAAGUACUUCCACAAAAGACACUGUGGAUCGGAGUGCACCAACCAGUGCGCGUUUGUCACCUCAGCACACCAGAACAAUGAAAGGUGGCUCGAAGGAGGUCACGGAAAUUACAUCGGCCGGCAGGCACCGUAUUUCACGAGCGAUGGACAAGAAAAGGUCAGUGAGCAGUAUGAAAGAAGAGCCUAUGCAGGAGGUGCAAGAAGAGCCUCUCAGGAGUGAAGCAGAUGAAGUUCUAUACCAAAAAUUUAAAACAUUCAACUUCGAUUUUGUCGCCAUUUCUGACCUGCUUGGUUGGUGGGAUCGAGUGUCACUCACUCAAAGGCAAGUCACGGUGAUUGAUGAACACGAAGAUGGUGCCGGUAAGUCAUCUAUCGCUCAAAUGGGAAGACGUCACCGGACCGGUAAUCUAACAAGUUCGAUUGGCGGGCCAAGAGGAAGGCAACCAAACAUCAGAGCUGAAGGGGACAAUUCUGGGGACACGGACAGCAACAUUAUCUAUUCUCCUAUGACGCCCAUCUACUGUGAUCUGCCGUAUACAGCCGACACACAUCGACAAGCUCGCAUUGAUCAAAUAGCACCGUCGCCUUCUGAAUACCGACUGGCCAAUGCAAAGUGUUCGCGUUUGCUGGGAAUUCCCCACUUGGUAGUGAAUGCACCGUUGCAGGAAGCAAGCGGGGUAGUAAGAGGUAAGCUUUUCAGAGACGUCACACCAUGCUUCCAUACUUUUGAAUUAAUGUAA
Dicrocoelium dendriticum is the source of this 6108-nucleotide messenger RNA. NCBI's taxonomy places the organism in Eukaryota, Metazoa, Platyhelminthes, Trematoda, Plagiorchiida, Dicrocoeliidae. The record is from the annotation of a GenBank genome assembly.